AUGUCUGCGUUACAAGACCUCAUUCCAGUGGUCAAUAAACUUCAGGAUAUCGUGAGCAAUGCAAAUCUGACGGAUUUGGAUCUUCCUUUGUUAACAGUCAUUGGUUCUCAAUCAGCUGGAAAGUCUUCUGUUCUUGAGAAUAUAGUUGGUAGGGAUUUUCUCCCUCGAGGAACUGGUAUUGUCACAAGACGACCUCUUAUACUUCAGCUUAUCAAUAUUGAUUCUGGUGAUCUUUCAGUUAAGGUCAAUGCUGGAAUAGAGACUGAUGAAGAUCCUAAUCAAAGGACUCUUGAGGAGCAUCUUUUAAAGGCCGAUUCAGCCAAUUCGAACCUAGCUCCUAAAGAAUGGGGGGAAUUUCUCCAUCUACCAGGAAAGAGGUUUUACAAUUUUGAAAACAUAAAGCACGAAAUCGAGCGUGAAACGGCGCGUAUAGCUGGUAAGAAUAAGGGCAUAAGUCGUGUUCCUAUCAACUUGAAGGUAUAUUCUUCACACGUAUUAGACCUUACCUUGGUAGAUUUACCAGGCUUGACAAAAAUUCCUAUUGGUGAUCAGCCUACCGAUAUUGAACGCCAGAUCAAAAAUUUGGUUCUGGAGUAUGUAUCGAAGCCUAACUCAAUUAUUCUUGCAGUGACUCCUGCAAAUAUCGACCUUGUUAAUUCUGAAGCUUUGAAGUUGGCUCGUCAGGUUGAUCCUCAAGGUAGAAGAACCAUUGGAAUUCUUUCAAAAAUCGAUUUGAUGGAUCAUGGUACCAAUGCAUUGGACAUUCUUACUGGUAAGGUAUAUCCUCUUAAGCUUGGCUUCAUUGGUGUCGUCAACCGUUCUCAGCAGGAUAUCUCUACUAGUAAAUCUUUGGAGGACAGCUUAGCCUCAGAAAGAGACUUCUUCAUCUCUCACCCGGCCUAUCGAAAUGUCGCCUCUCAUUGCGGUACUACUUAUCUUGCGAGAACUCUUAACAGAACUCUUAUGAAUCAUAUUCGUGACAGAUUGCCCGAUAUCAAGGCCAAAUUGAAUACUUUAAUUGGUCAAACUGAACAAGAACUCGCGUCUUAUGGUGAAUGCGAUAACGUUACGCAGGAAAACAGAGGGGCCCUUAUUUUGCAGCUCAUGAACCGGUUUUCUACCGGCUUUAUUGAUUCCAUUGAGGGUAAUUCUAGCGAAAUGUCUACAAAAGAGCUCUGCGGUGGUGCUCGUAUCUAUUAUGUUUACAACGAGGUUCUGGGAAGAUCAUUAAGAUCGAUCAAUCCUUUGCAAAACCUUACCAUUCAGGAUAUUCGUACGGCUAUAAGGAAUUCGACAGGUCCCAGACCUUCUCUUUUUGUUCCCGAGCUUGCGUUUGACCUUCUUGUCAAGCCACAAAUCAAGCUUCUUGAGGGACCGGCUCAUCGUUGUGUCGAACUUGUUUAUGAAGAGUUGAUGAAGAUAGGGCAUUCUUGUGGUUCUAAAGAAUUAAGUCGCUAUCCCAAAUUGCGUACGCGACUCAUAGAGGUUGUUUCUGACUUGCUUAGAGAUCGCUUGGGUCCUACUUCUCGCUAUAUUCAGAGUCUUAUCGACAUUAACAGGUCCUAUAUUAAUACAAAUCAUCCUGGUUUUGUUGGUGCUGCCAAUGCUAUGGCCAGCGUUGUUGAGGAUCGUCAGAGACAGAAGCAUUCAGAUUCUCGAACGAUGUCUAAAAAGAUCAACGGAAAAGCCAAGCCUGUGAACGGCAAAGCUUUUGGUAAUAAGCUAAUUGAUGGUGACGCAAGGGAAUCUUCUAAAGGUGAAAGCAAGAGUCAGGAUGCAAAGAUAGUCAAGACUAAGGAUGUAAAGGACGAUGAAGAGGAUGAAGACGGUGAUGAUGAGUUUGUCGAUGAUUCUAAAUUGAGUAUUGUUCCAGGUUCAGACUCUUUAGAGAAGCCAAAUAAGGACACCUUCUUGAACUUCUUUUUUGGAAAAGAGUCUCCUUCACCGAAACAAAUGCAAUCGCAGUCGACUGCUCAGUACGAAACUACUUCAGACUCUAUUCUUUUAGGUGACAGCUCUUCCAGCACGCUUCAAUUUCAUAACUUUGAGGAACCUUCAGUGGACGAACAGAUGGACAAUCUAACACUUUCUGGAGAAGCAUUAGGAGAAAGGGAGCAUAUGGAAUGUGAACUUAUACGUCGGUUGAUAGUGUCAUAUUUUGGAAUAAUUAGACAAACGAUCCAAGAUCAGGUUCCUAAAGCCAUCAUGUGCCUUCUGGUUAACUACACGAAAAGCAGCAUUCAAAAUGCAUUGGUCGAAAAGCUUUACAAGAAGACUUUGUUUGAUGAGCUUCUCUAUGAAGACGAAACGUUGAGUCAAGAAAGACAAAAAUGCCAGAAAUUGCUCAAAACCUAUAGAGAGGCGUCUGAGGUGAUCAACGAAGUCAUUUAA
Brettanomyces nanus is the source of this 2391-nucleotide messenger RNA. RefSeq lists its product as uncharacterized. Gene Ontology annotation, molecular function: GTP binding; microtubule binding; GTPase activity. Gene Ontology annotation, biological process: mitochondrial fission; peroxisome fission. Gene Ontology annotation, cellular component: membrane; mitochondrion; microtubule. The transcript has a single exon. NCBI's taxonomy places the organism in Eukaryota, Fungi, Ascomycota, Pichiomycetes, Pichiales, Pichiaceae. The record is from RefSeq and is a predicted model, not a curated record. Bases 1 to 2391 code for a protein of 796 amino acids.